UUGGAUUUUAUGUCCAGUGGGAGUUACUAGAGCAAAGAGCUACUAAACCGCACACAAGAAAAGCUGGCAUAACAUUUAUGUGAGAAGAUAGUAUUAUAAUAAUGAGUACUACAGGAAAGGUUAUAAAAUGCAAAGCUGCUGUGUCCUGGGCCGCAAAUCAGCCACUGGUGAUUGAGGAGAUCGAAGUACAACCACCAAAAGCAGAUGAAGUUCGUAUUAAGAUGGUGAGCACAGGAAUAUGUCGGACAGAUGAUCACGCAAUCCAUGGUACUCUAAAAGGGUCAGAGUUUCCAGCUAUCUUUGGUCAUGAGGGAGCUGGAAUAAUUGAAAGCGUUGGAAAAGGUGUAACCAAUUUAAAACCAGGAGACAAAGUCAUUCCACUUUGGCUUCCUCAGUGUAGAAAGUGCACAUGUUGUCUAAAUCCAAACAGCAACUUUUGUACUAAUGCAAACUUAAGUGAUCAAAAGGAUGUAUCGCCUGACAAGACAUCAAGGUUUUCAUGUAAGGGAAAGGUUGUGAAUCAUUUUGCAUGGUGCAGCACCUUUUCUGAAUAUAUUGUCACCCCUACUAAUGCUGUUGCGAAGAUUGAUGACAGAGCACCCAUGGAAAAGAUAUGUCUUUUUGGAUGUGGUUUUCCAACAGGAUAUGGAGCUGCUGUCAAUACUGCCAAAGUGCAGCCUGGUACUACUUGUGCUGUAUUUGGAUUGGGUGCUAUUGGGCUGUCCGCCAUUAUUGGAUGUAAAGUUUCUGGAGCAUCGAGAAUUAUUGCUAUAGAUAUAAACAGCAGCAAGUUUGAAAAGGCAAAGCUGUUUGGAGCCACUGACUGCAUCAAUUCUAAGGAUUACAGCAAACCAAUCCAGGAGGUGAUCAUAGAAAUGACAGGAGGUGGAGUACAUUAUUCCAUUGAAUGCAUCGGCAAUACUGAUGUUAUGAAAGCAGCACUGGAGUGUACUCAUCCAGGAUAUGGAACCAGUGUGGUAAUAGGUGUAGCUGCCCAGGAUGCAAUGCUUUCGUUUUCUCCUUUGCUUCUCCUCACAGGACGCACGUGGAAAAGCUCUCUAUAUGGAGGUUUUAAAAGUAUGGACUCUGCCCCCCAGUUGGUUUCUGACUACCUUGCAGGAAAAUUUGACUUGGAUGGUUUGGUGACUCAUACUUUGCCUUUUACUAAAAUCAAUGAAGGUUUUGAGCUUCUGAGAUCUGGCAAAAGCAUUCGCACGAUCUUGUUGUUCUAAACUGAAGACUUUCGUUGGACCUCUUUUACCAAAGAAAUUAUUGUGGAUCAGUCACAAAAAAUGAUUUGCUCUAAUGUAAUCUAGUUUAGAUAAAUUUUUAAAAUGAACUAAUUUGGUACAACAAAAAAUAAAGGAGUUCACAUAUUGUUCAAAACGAUUUCAGUAUCAUAUAAUAUUGUAUCAAUGGUAAGCAGAUGGUUGUCUGUUUAUAAAAUUAGUUUGAUAGCUUUUUACUAUUAAUAACUCACUGACUGCCUUUGAAUGAAAUAAAAUAGAGGUUUAUGAUAAAUGGA
This is a messenger RNA of Rana temporaria (common frog), 1525 nucleotides long. RefSeq names its product alcohol dehydrogenase 1-like. Gene Ontology annotation, cellular component: cytosol. Gene Ontology annotation, biological process: retinol metabolic process; retinoic acid metabolic process. The transcript is spliced from 9 exons. Lineage: Eukaryota; Metazoa; Chordata; Amphibia; Anura; Ranidae. The coding region runs from base 102 to 1232 and encodes 376 amino acids. The record is from RefSeq and is a predicted model, not a curated record. Gene Ontology annotation, molecular function: zinc ion binding; all-trans-retinol dehydrogenase (NAD+) activity.